AUGUUAACAGCCAGCACCCACCAGAAGCCACGGCGUGGUUUGAAGGGAGGAUACAGUGAUGCUGGAAUGGGUGGGGGUUACACGCAGUCUCCUGGAGGCUUUGCAUCACCUGCCCUGUCCCAGGGAGGAGAAAAGAAAGGGAGAACCCGUGCCACACAAAUAAUCCCCUGCUCAGUGUCUCAGCUCAUGUCUGCAUCACAAGUGGAUGAGGCCUUCAAAGUGGGAGAGGUGGAGAUUUCACAGAUCACCAUUGUUGGUAUAAUUAGAAGCACAGACAAAUCCAUGACCAACAUCCAGUAUAAAGUUGAUGACAUGACCAGUGCUCCCAUGGAUGUGAAGCAGUGGGUGGACACAGAGGACCCAAGUGUGGACAGCAGUGUCCUGCCCCCUGGAACAUAUGUGAAAGUUUCCGGAAAUCUGCGUUCAUUUCAGAACCACAGAUCUGUAGUAGCGUUCCGAGUCCGAGCCCUGGAGGACUUGAAUGAAAUUACUUCACACAUGCUGGAGGUCGUCUAUGCCCACAUGGCGCUCAGCAAACAAGCCACGUCAGGAGGCGGCACAGGAAUGAGCAGUAACAGCAUCCUUGUGUCACGGCCGGCCACACAAGGGAUGGGAGGAAGCUACACAGGCGCUAACGACAUGGUCAAUAAUGGCUUAAGUGCGAAUCAGAACCAAGUGUUAAGUUUGAUUAGAGGCUGCCCAGACCCGCAGGGCAUCAGCAUUCAAGAUUUAAAGCACAGACUUGGUAGCAUGAGUCUUGCUGUAAUCAAGCAAGCAGUGGACUUCCUCAGCAACGAAGGACAUAUCUUUUCCACUAUCGACGAAGACCACUUCAAAUCAACAGACAAUGAUGAUUAG
Molecule: messenger RNA, 858 nt
Organism: Menidia menidia (Atlantic silverside)
Lineage: Eukaryota; Metazoa; Chordata; Actinopteri; Atheriniformes; Atherinopsidae
Source: the annotation of a GenBank genome assembly